AUGAAGUUUGAAUCUCUUGAAGUCCUUUAUCUCAGUCAAUGUCGAAAGUUGAAGAAGAUUCCUAAGUUCCAUGGGAAUAUGAAACAUUUGAAGGAACUUCAUUUAAACAAGAGUGGGAUUAAAGAGCUACCAAGUAGCAUUGUGUAUUUAUCAUCUCUUGAAGUCCUUGAUCUCUCGGAUUGUUCAAACUUUGAGAAAUUUCCUGAGAUCCAUGAGAAUAUGAAAUUUUUAUGGCAGCUUGAUCUAUGUUUCAGUGGUAUUAAAGCACUCCCAAACAGCAUUGGGUAUUUGGAAUCUCUUGAAAUUCUUGACCUCUCAUAUUGCUCAAAAUUUGAGAAAUUCCCAGAGAUAAGAGGGAAUAUGAAAUGUUUGAAGGGGCUUUAUUUAGAUAAGACUGCUAUUAAGGAACUCCCAAAUAGCAUUGGGUCCUUGACCUCUCUCGAAAUUCUUUCUCUUAGAAAAUGUUCAAAGUUUGAGAAAUUUUCGGAUGUAUUUACCAAUAUGGGACUUUUAUGUGAGCUAGAUUUAUAUAAGAGUGGUAUUAAGGAACUCCCAAAUAGCAUUGGGUCCUUGACCUCUCUCGAAAUUCUUUCUCUUAGAAAAUGUUCAAAGUUUGAGAAAUUUUCGGAUGUAUUUACCAAUAUGGGACUUUUAUGUGAGCUAGAUUUAUAUAAGAGUGGUAUUAAGGAACUCCCAGGCAGCAUUGGAUGUUUGGAAUCUCUUGAACAUCUUGACCUAUCAUAUUGCUCAAACUUUGAGAAAUAUCCAGAGAUCCAAGGGAAUAUGAAAAUCUUAAAGGAGCUUUCUUUAAAGCACACCGCUAUUAAGGAACUCCCAGGCAGCAUUGGACGUUUGGAAUCUCUUGAAAUCCUUGACCUCUCAUAUUGCUCAAACUUUGAGAAAUUUCCAGAGAUCCAAGGGAAUAUGAAAUUCUUGAAGGCGCUUUCUUUAAAGCACACCGCUAUUAAGGAACUCCCAAAUAGCUUUGGGUGCUUGCAGGACCUUGAAAUUCUUGACCUCGGUGGUUGCUCAAAUCUUGAGAGGUUUCCUGAGAUCCAAAAAAAUAUGGGAAACCUACGGGAUCUUUCUCUACAGGAAACUGCUAUUAAAGGAUUACCCUGCUCAAUAGAUAACAACUUCUUGGGAUUUGUUCUAUUCUUCCAUCAUGUUCCCCUUGAUGAUGAUGAAUGUGAGACAACAGAAGGUGAUCCACAUUGUGAAUUGACGAUAUCCCAUGGUGAUCAAUCUAAACGACUGGUGAAGAUACCGUUUUAUUCUGAUUGUAAAACCUACGUAUCAUAUAGCAGCGACCCCCACCUCUGCUGCUACAGAGGUAGCCCAUCAGAUCCAGCAAUUUGGGUGACGUGUUUCUCUCAGACUGAGAUUCCCCGUGAGUAUCGAUCCAGUUGGUGGAACAACUUUAAGGCUCUCGUCCACACUCGAAUCGGUUAUGGCUCUUUUACGUGUGGCGAUAACGCAUGCUUUCAAGUGAAAAGCUGUGGGAUACAUCUCUUGUACGCCCAAGAUGAGAUGCAUUGCCCUUAG
This is a messenger RNA of Vitis riparia (riverbank grape), 1545 nucleotides long. Its product is annotated as disease resistance protein RPV1-like. Bases 1 to 1545 code for a protein of 514 amino acids. NCBI's taxonomy places the organism in Eukaryota, Viridiplantae, Streptophyta, Magnoliopsida, Vitales, Vitaceae. The record is from RefSeq and is a predicted model, not a curated record. The transcript has 2 exons.